Molecule: messenger RNA, 4034 nt
Organism: Pelobates fuscus (common spadefoot toad)
Lineage: Eukaryota; Metazoa; Chordata; Amphibia; Anura; Pelobatidae
Gene: NRARP
Product: NOTCH regulated ankyrin repeat protein
Exons: 2
Coding region: 312-761 (149 amino acids)
Cellular component (GO): cytoplasm
Molecular function (GO): protein binding; enzyme inhibitor activity; phosphatase regulator activity
Source: RefSeq, a predicted model, not a curated record
CGAGAGCAGGGGCCACAGAGCAGCCAGAGAGAUUCUAGGAGUGUGUGGACCCCCAGGACCUGGCUGAGCCCCCCUGCCUGCAGCUCAUCUCAGCACUAUCCCUGGAUCCGCAGAGCAUCUCAGCAGCCCAGCUCUGGGGGUCACUCUGUGUAUUGGGGUCCCAGCCUGGACCUAGUGAGAACCACCAACCUCUGGACCUACCUUGGGCUUUCAUCCAGCAGAUCUGGACCCUGUGGAUCUGGGACAACUGUGCUACCCUUGGAAGGUAUACUCCUGCAUGUACCCUGCCCACCUGGACCUUCUAGCCCUGCAUGUACCCUGCCCACCUGGACCUUCUAGACCUGCAACUGGACCAACUAGACCUGCAGGUACCCUGUCCACCUGGACCUCUUAGACCUGCAGGUACCUGCAAAGCCAUGAGCCAGACAGAGAUGUCCACCUGUUCCAUCCCUCAUACACAAAGGGUAUUCCAGGAGGCUGUAAGGAAAGGGAACACCAAGGAGCUCCAGUCCCUUCUACAGAACAUGACCAACUGUGAGUUUAAUGUCAACUCCUUUGGACCUGAGGGUCAGACUGCCCUCCACCAGUCUGUCAUUGAUGGGAACCUGGAGCUGGUGAAACUUCUGGUCAAGUUUGGCGCAGACAUCAGGUUGGCCAACAGGGAUGGAUGGAGUGCCCUACACAUAGCGGCCUAUGGAGGCCACCAAGACAUUGUCCUCUACCUUAUCACCAAGGCCAAAUACUCCUCCAGCAGUCGGUAAUUCCAUCAGAAACUCAUCCCAGGACAGACAUUCCAAUGCUUCCUAAUUUAGGGGGUUUUAAUUCCUUGUCUUGAUCUUACCAAGCAAAGUCCAUGAUGUCUUGGUGGAGAUUGAGUUCUCUCACCCCUUCCCAAUUCUUGAUCCAUUUCAUGGGAUCCUCUGUUUAAUGCUGGUUACUAAUCCACGUGACCUUUUUUUAUAUAUAGAUUUUUAUUUUGUUUUUUGUACUUUGAACAGAUCUUAGAUUUUUUUUAUCGAUGGUCUUCUCACUUGAAUAAGUCAUUUGUGUGUGUUUCUUGUAUAAGGUACAACAGAGAGAUUGUAUGAAACUACUCCUGCCUGUUAAUUUUUUAUUUUUUUUCUCUCUCUGAUAUGAUGAAGCUGCUUUUGGUCGCCACAUUUAUAGGAAGAUUGGUGGCCUACAAAGAUAUGCGUGUGUAUAUAUGUGGGUUUGGUUUUAAAAAAAAAAAAAAUAAGAAUUUCCCCCCUUUUUAUUUUGGUCAUCUACCUCAGCUUUAGCACAGUAUUCACCUACAGGGCCAGACACUAUAUUGCACUUCAUCCAAUAUAUUCCAAAUUGGUUUAUUCCCAAUUCAUUUUACUGACCAGAUUAUAAUCCAUCAUAUUAUGUCUCCACAAUUCACAAAUCAAUCUUCAUACUUUUACGCAAUGACGAUUCUAAACAUUUCAAAGAACAAAUUGGGAAUUGUGGAUUAAACCAAUGUUUGAACUCUACUCAAGAGCCCAAAGGUGUUCUCGCCAUCACCCCUUUAUUUGGGAGACCCUGUCCAUAGUAUCCACCACACACACACACUUCCUCUCCAAUUUUUUUCUUUUUACAGGUUUAUAACUAAAUCUGCUACUUUAAUUAAUUCUGUACAGAUUUAGAGGAGUCAAAUUAAUUAUUUUACAACAUGGGGUUCUUAGACAUAUAUUCCAUAUAUGGGUGUGUGUGUGUGUGUGUGUGUAUACACAUACAUAUACACACACACAUAUAUACUGCAUACACACAUAUACAGGUCUAUGAGGGAUUCUGUUUUGUACAGAUUUGAAGAAUAAAAAAAGGAUCAAGGGCACCACCUACUGUCUAAAAAGUAAAGUUGCAGGGAUUGUUAUGCGACCUGUUGAAGUUAGUUGACUUGAUAUUGGGCUGCAGAAUUCUCACUAGUUUUUAGUAGCAGAUGACCAGUGGCUGGGUGGCUUGCUGGUUUCAAUGGUGACUGCUUGGAUAACUAACAUGCCAUGCUGCUUUUAAAGUUCCCAGGGUCAGUGUGGAGGCAGAGGAAGUGUGAGCUGUGAGUCUUGUGUCUGUCUGCAAGGGAUGGCUGGUAGUUCUGUGAGUUUGUUUUUUGUGCUGUUUUGUAGAGAAAAAUAAAUCAUGGAGCAGAAAGCACUCUAAUUGGUAUGUUAGUGGUGGGUUUAACCCCUUCAGGAGCAGCGUCUUGUCCUGGAAGGGUUAAACUGUUGUAAAGCCUGUAUAGAUUUUGGGGAGGCAGUGGUGUGAGACCGAAAGUUGCACAUGUGUCUGAUUCACAAAGGGUUAAUGUGAUGAAGGGACUUUUUCCAAAAUGCUGGAGGACUCAUUACAGUCCAUACAACAUAGUAACGUAAAAUGUAUAUGGAACUUUAUUAAACAUUAUGUUUCAGCUUGUCUCCCAGGUGGGGAAGGAUCUGUGUUUCCGAUAUGUCAACAAUUGUCGAAAACAUGGAUACCAGAACCUGUCCCUGUAUUUGUGAUCUGAUGAAUGUAGUCAUUUUGUGACCAUUCCUGUUUUAAUGUGUCUUGGGUUCGGUUGUUUUUUAGAUCACUGAAACUUUGCUACUGGUUGAUUUCUCACUUUAAAUGAGAAAACAAGUACACUUUUAUUUUUUUUUUAAUUUUCAUUUUUUUCACCAAAAACAAAAACAAAACAUGAUUAAAAAAUAAACAUUUUGUAAUUAAUUUGGCAUUUUUUUUCCUGUUCUCUACCCCCACCUCUUUUUUUCCACUAUGGUAUUUUACCUACUGGCCUGUUAAAAUUCUCACGUAAUGUCAUUAAUAUGACCCCUUUGGUUACAGAAAAUUCCAUUGGAAUUGUGUGUGUGUGUGUGUGUGUAUCUAUCUGGAUAUAAGUGUAUUUAUAUACUGUGUGUGAUGCAUUGGUUAUAUUGUGGAUCCACAUAUACUAUUGGUCAGAGAUUUUUAUCAAGUGUUGAGCCCAUCACAAUGCGACCCCAAGUGUCACACAGUCGGUCCGUAUUGGCUGUUAGCAGUUUGUACAAUGUACACAAGCUUGGUGUUUAAACAUAUUUCAAAUGGUUUCUGUUGGUAUUUUUUUCCCCGCUCUACAUUGUCUCCUCAACUUGUCUGUGCGAACAGACUGGUGGAUUAAGUAGCAGCCAACACCAAUUUUUUUACUUUAUUUUUUUUUAAUAGCCCCUCCCCGUGCGCUAGUUUUGAUUGGUGGUCUUCAGUAGGAAAUGGAAAUAAAUGUGUUUGGAGGGAAGGGUGGAGAAUGAAUUGAGUGUAAAAAGCAAAAAAAAAAAAGCAAAACAAUUUCAGUUUUGUUGCACAAUUUUAUUUUUAAUUAUUAAUUUUUCUUGUUUGCAAAUAAAUAAAACUGCCAUAAAAUGUCAUAAUAUUUAUGAUAUGAGUAUCCUGAAUCUUCAUCCCAAGGUUAAUCCUCCUUCUUUGUUUGCCACCCUAUCUAUAAUCCCAGGUUUAAAAAAGACAUACACAGUUUCCCCUUUGAAACAAAAAAAUCUAAUUCAAAAUGUGAUUUCUCCCCCACCCAUGAAAUGCCGUUUUCCUUUCCCGAGCUGUAUGGGAUUAAGAUAUUUGAGGCUACCAUAUGGUCCUCUUAAUACAGUUCGUGCCCCUCCCACUCUCCACUUUGGGUGACCCUACAUGCCAUCACUACGUCUGCUCUCGAAUGCAGGCAGCAGGUGCACACAGACGGCCUUAUGAAUGCAAUUUCCACAUUUUUAUUCCAUUUUAUUUUAUUUUUCCUAAUUUUGUUUCCCCCCCUCCUUUUGAAUCCUUGGGAUGACAGGACUACGUGGCUGUAAUUUGCUCCAGAAAGGAGUCAUCUGUGAUCAGUUAUAUCCUAGAUGCGGAGACAUUUUUUUUAAUUAUGUUAAUUAAAGUUAUAGGCUUAUAUUGAAGCUGUGUGUGAGAUCGCCAUGUUGUAACUGGAUGAAAUCUGUAAAAUACGGCAUAUUUUGGACUGUAUUAUAUCACCUGUAGCCCCAUAAAUGAUUUUUUUUUUAUAUAUAAAAAGAAAGUAAAAAAAA